AUGACUGACCCGGAGUUGAAGGUAGGCUCCACAGUUCGCUUUCUUAACGGAUAUGCCAUCUUGAAGUAUGUUGGUCCAAUUAAGGACAAGUCCGGGGUGUUUGCAGGUGUAGAGUUGAUGGGUGCACUACGCAAGAAAGGAAAAAACUCAGGAAAUGCAUACGGAGUUCAUUAUUUCGACACUUCGGAGCCAUUGACAGGCUUAUUUAUACCGUACAAAGCACUUUUAAAGCUGAAUAAAGGAAGCAGGGUGAAGUCCUUUAACGGGCAUCUGUCACUCAACUCUGAAAAUACAAUAAGCAGCAAUUCUUCCGCACUGGCGUCACCGCUACACUCAUCCAGUUCAUUUUCAUCCAGUCCGCUUCCAAAUAGUCCAAAUAACGAGCAAUUGCAGCAGCUGGAAGCCAAAAAUAAAGAGUGUAAUCUGAAGAUAAAGCAGUAUGAAACCAAGUUGGAAGAGCGUUCUCAAAUUCUCAAAGAGAUGGAGUCCACUAUCUCCAACUUUGAGCCAAUUCUUGCCGAUUACGAUAAGCAGUUGAAGUCGAAAGAAGAAAGAUAUUCGAAGUUUAAGAAAAAUGCUGAAAGCCAGAUAAAGGAGCUGCUAGAGACAAUCGAACUGCUUGAAUCGCAGACAAAAGAGAGCCAGGAAAUGUAUGCAAAGAAGUUCAAAGAGCUACAGGCGAAGGCCAAGAGUAAACCUGUUGGUGAAGAUGCUAAAGAUGAAACUUCAGCUUUAAAGAAAGAGAUAGAUGAGCUCCAGAAGCAGUUGCAGUCGAAGGAUGAUGCAUUCAAAGAUUUGAAGGCUUCCAAGGAUAAAGAGAUAAACAGUAUGAGGAAGUUUGAGAUGGAGAAUUACACCUUAGAACUGAAAAUUGAGGACCAGGAUCAGGAAAUCAAAGAGCUUCAGAACCAGAUUUCCAAAAAGAGUAAGCAAUCCAAUUCAAGUGCCGAAACAUCCCAAAAACUUGAAGCUGAAUUAAAAUCGCUCAAGCAGAAACUCGGGCAGGCCGAGAAUGACAAGAAUGUUCUGCAAGCAUCCGAAGAUUAUCUUAAGAAGCAGAUUGAGAAUGUGGAAAAAGGCAAGAGGGAGCUAUUAGAGAAAUACAAGAAAUCCGCCGACCGAAUAAAGGAAGUGGAGGAUAAAUUGAAGGAGAAGGAUCGCAAAUUGGAGGAGUUAGAGAAGAAACUUGAUGAAAAGGAUCAAAGAUUGGAGGAACUAAAGAAGAAAAUUGAUGAAAAGGAUCAAAUAUUGAAGGAGAAAGAUGACAAGUUAAAGGAGAAAGAUGAUAAAUUGAAAGAGAAAGAUAACAAGUUAAAAGAGAAGGUUGUCAAAUUAAAAGAAAAGGAUGAUAAGUUAAAGAAAAAAGAUGACAAUCCAAAAGAGAACAAAAAUCGUGUAAGUAAUGAUAUACAUGAGGAAACACAACUUCUGACUGAUAAAGGUGAACUUAAAGUAUAUGAGCCAGAAACAAAGGCGGAUCCUGCUGCCGGACGCACAAAAUGGUGUGGACUAUGUGAACGACCUGGACAUGACAGUAUUGAUUGCCCUUACGAUAAUGGACUGUUUUAA
Molecule: messenger RNA, 1569 nt
Organism: Brettanomyces bruxellensis
Lineage: Eukaryota; Fungi; Ascomycota; Pichiomycetes; Pichiales; Pichiaceae
Exons: 1
Coding region: 1-1569 (522 amino acids)
Source: RefSeq, a predicted model, not a curated record